AUGGGGAACAAGAAUAAGGCCAUCAAAGAAAGGAAACUGAGUUGGUACAUAAAAGCUCCGAUCCGAUUCCUCACCAGGGCUAGGGACUUUUACGUCAAUGGCAUGAACCGCCUCUCUCCUCACUUCAACUCUGUCGACACCGCCUUCGGCUGCCCCGCCUCCCAUCCCUUGGUCCUCCCUCGCAGCUUCAGCGCCGGGCCUGCCGCAUCCUCACCUUCUUCUGAUGAUUAUAGGGAGCUCGUGAGGGCUAAUUCUGUGCCUUACCGCCAUUGCGGUGGGCUCGAUCUUUCAGUACUUCAGAAACAGACGCGGUCACCGUCGUCGCAGGCGCCGGCUAAGGGGUCUAAGAUGGCGGUGCCUCGGAGUCGCAGCGUGGCAAUCGGAAGAAUCAAUGAAGAUGAGCCGUGUGAAUUUGACGACGACUUCAAGACAAAGCCUUCUGUUUAUGCUAGAAGCAGAAGCUACGCCGUCAGCAGAAGUGCAAGAGUACGCUCUUAGCAGUUAAUUAUGUCAAGUAACGUAAGGAUCUGAUCAUGAGAAUUGUUGAGAUUCUUGAUUGUAUAUCUGUGUUUUUGUGAGAAUUAUCAUGUUAUUAA
This is a messenger RNA of Neltuma alba, 596 nucleotides long. RefSeq lists its product as uncharacterized. The transcript has a single exon. The record is from RefSeq and is a predicted model, not a curated record. NCBI's taxonomy places the organism in Eukaryota, Viridiplantae, Streptophyta, Magnoliopsida, Fabales, Fabaceae. Bases 1 to 498 code for a protein of 165 amino acids.